GUUGUAUUUCGAAUAUUACAGUUCUAUGAUCCCGAAGAAAUCACUACAAUUAUGAUGAAAUCGUUCAGUAUUAUUGCAGAUACAUUGGUAAUGGUUUUAGCUAAACUUCUUGAAUUUGCAUUUGAUAUUUUCGAUUAAAUGGAAUCAUACUUGAAAGCAUUAGACACAAAAUGAAGCGAAAAAUCCUACAAUAUAGCAAGAUCAAAGUUGCUGUGAAAGAAAAUUAUUAAAAAUAAUGAAUAAUAAAAAAGUCAGAGAAACUAUAAAAAUUGUAUAUCAAACGAAAAAUUGGAAAUAUUGAAAAAACAUAAUUUUUUGGUUUUAAAAAAAGCAAAAUGGCCGUAGCUGUACGCUUAGUUGAGGUUCUGACCUUAAUUACACUGCUAGGAAUGCUGACAGGAAUAUCUAUUGUGAUCGUGAUUCUGCAACGCGUAAUCGUGAUUACUUUAUAUCUGCUCGGUCCCAUAACAGCAACAGUGGGCGGUAUACUAUAUGCUUCAGAAAAAAUACUUGUCGGAGCAUUAAUGAGUAUACUGAACUUAACUACAGCACUUAGUACCUCAACUUAAACCUACAACGUAUUUCAAAUUCUUGAUUGUACUAAAGGGGACUACUAUUACUCAUGUACUUUAAAGAUAAAAAAAUCGUAAAAUUUAUGUAAUGUCAUGGAUAACUUAUGUUUAUUUUAUUUAUAUUUGCGUACUAUUAUUAGUGUUAAAAUUUUCAAGUUUUCAAAUACACAGUAGUAAAAUCUA
Messenger RNA from Bactrocera oleae (olive fruit fly), 755 nucleotides. The record is from RefSeq and is a predicted model, not a curated record. NCBI's taxonomy places the organism in Eukaryota, Metazoa, Arthropoda, Insecta, Diptera, Tephritidae.